Dendroctonus ponderosae (mountain pine beetle) is the source of this 1419-nucleotide messenger RNA. RefSeq lists its product as uncharacterized. Bases 320 to 697 code for a protein of 125 amino acids. The record is from RefSeq and is a predicted model, not a curated record. NCBI's taxonomy places the organism in Eukaryota, Metazoa, Arthropoda, Insecta, Coleoptera, Curculionidae. The transcript has 5 exons.
AUGCAAAUUGCGCAGGCGCACUGUACUGUAAAGACGCGUAGAUAAUAGUACAAGACCAACUAACAAAAUCAUAAUAUCACGCACUCAAGUUAUUUAUUCAAGUAUUUUAUAGUAUGAAGACUACAGGCUAAAUUUCGAGCGGUGUUGCCAACCUUCACAAAACGUUUUAAGUUCUUGUAAAUUGUUUCCUGGGAUACCUAGCAAGCAGAUCCACUAAGUUUGGGUCGGUUUAGAUUAUUUAGCUAUUUUGUUGAUUUUUGAUGACCUGAAACACGACUUAGCAGCAAAUGGCACCGGACAAUCUCAAUUUCCUGCAUAAAUGAGUGAUUUUGGAAAAGCGAAUUUCAAAAGUGAAAUAAGAAAAACGAAAAAUCGGAGUAAGUCAAACGGCACGAUCAUCGUUUUUGAAAAUAUUUUCUACAAGCACAGACUACUGACUAUUAUAGACUAUAGUCAUGGUGACGAUGUAGAACAAUUGCAUUUAUCAGACGUCGAACAAAGAAUGAUUGCUGCGAAAUUCAUCCUGGAAGUUCCAACAAAAAGCAUAAUUAAAAGUGUUCGUGAUAAAAUGGCACUGGCUAUGAAAAGAAUCGAUUUAAUCAACAAAGAUGACAUCAGAAAUAUACAAGAUUUCCAUGGAUCACAUUUUGAUUUACACAUCAGGAUGAUUCAGCAAGUGUUCAUUUCUGGGUAUUAGAGUGUCAGGAAACUAGUGAAUUCAAUAUAGUUUUAUAUGCCCUAAGGUGUAAAAGCACAGGAAAAUCCAUCAUUGCAAGACAAAUAUUGUUGUUUAAUCAUCAGGAGUGCUGUACAUAAAGAAAUGCUUUUAAACUUUGGGUGCCAUAUAAUUGAGUGAUUUUGAGCUUAGUACUAUUUUCGUAACGGUUUUCCUCUAGCAUCUAUGUUUUAUAACAAGAAAUACCCUUUAACUUAUGAAAUAUUUUUAAGACCAUUAAGAAACAUGUUGGUAUAAUUAAGCCUAACGUUUUUAUGUCAGAUAUUACCAAUACCUUCUACAAUGCAGGAAGCCAAACAAUUGGAAGGGUUCCAAAUCAUUUACUAUGUUCAUGUUAAUAGAGGGUGGCAAUCAAAUCUUUAAAAAAAAUUCUAUCACUGAGAACAGGGCUUGGACUUAUAAAAUGUUAAAAGAACUUCAGAAUGUGCAAAUUUUUUGCAAUGCUUUAACAAUUUCUGAGAAAGAAUGUUUAAUGACGAUGACACAAAAGUCUUUGAAACUUAUUUUUCCUAAAACUAUGCUGGACAUUUUCAAUAAUGAUUUAAGUAAAAAUGGUAAAAGAAAAGUCUUGCUGUGCUAUCAAAUGUAGUUUUUGUAACAUUUGCUUACAUUCAUUUAUCUGUAGUUGUGUUAUUUAAUGAGGAAUAUAAGAGCAGAAAAAUAAUACAUUCCACUCAAUUCAA